GGCCCGCGAGAACGCUUCGCUCCUUGCCCGCGAUGGUGCUGGUUCCGCCGCCCGGCGGGGCGUUCCUCGCCGUCCUGCGCGUCGCGCUGCCCGUCGUGCUGCUGCUGGCCCACCCCGCCCUGCCGCAGAACGCCCAGAACGCCCCGGGCGCCCAGAACGCCUUCCGCGCCGAGCUGUUCCCCGAGCAGCUGGAGCAGCAGCAACUGAACCUGCAGACCCAGGCCGUGCAGCAGCGCCUGCAGGACAUGCAGCGACUCCUGCAGUUCGCCCCCGACGCGCAGCAGAAGGCGAACCUCGCCCGCCAGCAGAGCGACCUGCUGCAGCAGCUCCAGGACGUGCAGCAGAGGCAGCUGCAGUUGCAGGCCCAGCUCCAGGAGCAGGUCGUCCGGGGGCAACAGCCGGUGCAGGUCCAGGUGCUGGAGAACAGACUGGACGCCCAGCCCCAGUUCCAGCAGCCCCAGCAGCAGUUCCGGCAACCCCAGCGGCCGCAACAACGGCCCAGGCGCCCGCAGGUCGUCGUCCGCCAGCCACCGCCGCCACCACCGCCUCCGCAGCAGCAGCAGCAGCAGCCGCCGCCGCCGCAGCCGGAGCCCGUGACGUUCCCCGGCAGCGACGAGGAGAGCGGCGUGCCGUGCAGCACGCUGAGCGGGCGCGCGGGGACGUGCCGCCUGCUCGUCAAGUGCGUCACCUUCUUCGCGCAGAUCCCCGAGCUGCGCAAGCAGCCCUGCGCCCUGGACAACCAGGGCAACCAGGGCGUCUGCUGCCCGGCGUCCGACAAGAACCCGCCCGCCAACAGGGGCAACAACGGCGUGCUGAAGCCGCCGCCGCCGCCGCCAGUGGAGGUGCCGCCGCUGACGCCGCAGCAGCUCAACACGGCGGCCGACCAGGGCCUGCAGCGCGUGCGCGAGCGCCAGGAGCUGGAACAGCAGCUCGUCAACAUCAACCGCGUGCUGCAGCCCGACACGGCGGCCCAGCGCCACCUCGAGCUCUUCCCCACCUCCAACGACACCCUCAACAACGGCAAGCAGGCGCAGUCCUCCGUCGAGGCCUCGCUCGACCUGCUCAACGAGUUCCGGCUCAGCAAGGACCAGGGCACGUUCGCGCUGCCGCAGUUCUCGGUGCUCAACACGGUCAUCGCGGACCUGUGCCCGAAGCGGCUGCCGUGCCGCGUGGGCAAGUACCGCACGGCGGACGGCACGUGCAACAACGUGGUCAACUCGCGCUGGGGCUCCACGGGCUCGGCGCUGCAGCGCCUGCUGCCCCCCAAGUACGGCGACGGCGUCAACUCGCCGCGCGCGCAGGCCAACGGCGCGCCCCUGCCCAGCGCCAGGCUGGUGAGCAACCGCCUGGCGCAGGAGUCGGACCGGCCCUCCGACAACGUCACCCUCAUCCUCAUGCAGUGGGGGCAGUUCCUGGACCACGACCUCACGCACACGCCCAUCUCCAGAGGCCAGAACGGCGUAGGCAUCUCGUGCUGCCAGGACGGCCAGGUCUCGGACCCGCGCGUGUCGCACCCCGACUGCUUCGCCAUCCCCAUCCCGCGCGACGACCGCUUCCUCGCGCCCUUCGGCGAGCGCUGCAUGGAGUUCGUGCGGUCGCUGCCCGCGCCGCGGCCCGAGUGCAACUUCGGCCCCCGCGAGCAGAUGAACCAGAUCACGGGCUACAUGGACGGCUCCAACAUCUACGGCUCGGACGCCAACAAGCAGCAGCAGCUGCGCCUGUUCCGCGGCGGCCGCCUGCGCGAGCAGAACGUGCGCGGCCGCUCCAUGCUCCCCGCCAACCCCAACGAGUGCCAGGACACGAGCGGCGCCGCCUGCUUCGUGUCGGGCGACGGGCGCGUCAACGAGCAGCCCGACCUCGCCCUCAUGCACACCGUGUGGCUGCGCGAGCACAACAGGGUGGCCAACCAGCUGCAGGCGCUGCACCCGCAGUGGACGGACGAGGAGGUGUUCCAGGAGGCGCGACGCAUCGUGGUGGCCGAGAUGCAGCACAUCACCUACAACGAGUUCCUGCCCAUCGUGCUGGGCAAGCCCUACAUGGACCGCGCCGAGAUGUCCCCCAAGGACUCGGGCUACACCGCCCUCUACGACCGCGAGCUCAACGGGGGCAUCACCAACGCCUUCGCCACGGCCGCCUUCCGCUUCGGACACACGCUGCUCGUCAGCAACCUGCAGGGCGUCGGUCGCUUCGGCAACGUCCGGAAGAACUUCCCGCUCAGCAAGUCUGCCUUCAAGCCCUUCAUGCUCUACGAGGAGGAGGGCAUCGACGACAUGGUGCGCGGCCUCACCACGCAGAGCUCGCAGAAGUUCGACCGCUUCUUCACCAAGGAGGUGACGAACCACCUCUUCCAGAACGACCUGCCCUUCGGCCUGGACCUGGUGGCGCUGAACCUGCAGCGCGGCCGCGACCACGGCCUGCCGGGCUACACCGAGUGGCGGCAGGUGUGCGGACUGCGCCGGCCGCGCUCCUGGGAGGACCUGCAGGGCAUCAUGGAGCCCGACAGCGUCGCCGUGCUGCAGUCGCUGUACCCGUCCGUGGACGAGGUGGACCUGUUCGCGGCCGGCGUGUCCGAGAAGGCCGCCCCCGGCGCGCUGCUCGGCCCCACGUUCACGUGCAUCGUCGGCGACCAGUUCGGCCGGCUGCGGCGCGGCGACCGCUUCUUCUACGAGGAGGGCAACCAGCCGUCGUCCUUCAAGCCGGAGCAGCUGCAGCAGAUCAGGAAGGCCAGCCUGGCGCGUAUCCUGUGCGACAACUCGGACAACAUCGCCCUCAUGCAGCCCCUCGCCUUCUUCCACGCCUCCUUCGUGAACCAGCGAGUGGCCUGCAGCAGCGACACCAUCCCCAAGGUGGACAUCCGCGCCUGGGCCAACGAGCGUCCCAGCAACUUCUAGGCCUUCUAGGCCUUCUAGGCCGGCCGCGCACAACAGCGCUCCCCGACAACCAAUGUGAUAAACUAAUGAAUAACUAUUCGUACUGUAAGGCUUUCUGCUGGAAUAAAAUCGCGACUGAAACGGA
Molecule: messenger RNA, 3015 nt
Organism: Thrips palmi
Lineage: Eukaryota; Metazoa; Arthropoda; Insecta; Thysanoptera; Thripidae
Product: peroxidase-like
Exons: 12
Coding region: 33-2891 (952 amino acids)
Biological process (GO): response to oxidative stress
Molecular function (GO): heme binding; peroxidase activity
Source: RefSeq, a predicted model, not a curated record